Monopterus albus (swamp eel) is the source of this 2425-nucleotide messenger RNA. It is a transcript of the gene cacul1, whose product is annotated as CDK2 associated cullin domain 1. The transcript is spliced from 8 exons. NCBI's taxonomy places the organism in Eukaryota, Metazoa, Chordata, Actinopteri, Synbranchiformes, Synbranchidae. Gene Ontology annotation, molecular function: ubiquitin protein ligase binding; protein kinase binding. The record is from RefSeq and is a predicted model, not a curated record. The coding region runs from base 255 to 1274 and encodes 339 amino acids. Gene Ontology annotation, biological process: ubiquitin-dependent protein catabolic process; G1/S transition of mitotic cell cycle; positive regulation of protein kinase activity.
GUCCCGCUGAGUAAGGUUUAGAUAAUCAAGGCCCGGUAAACGUCUUUAUUUAGUCAACGCGUUUGGAACUACAUUUCCCUGUUAUAUCAUCAUGUCCGGUGAUACGACAUGUCGUAAAAAUGUAGUGUACAACGCCAAAACCGAGAUGGGCAUCACGGAAGACGAUUGACAGUUUCUACGUUUAUAUCCUGGAUUGUUAUCUGAAAUGUACAUCUAGUGGUACCAGGCUUCGGCACGUAGGACUGUCUGUGAAAAUGGAGGCCAUGGAAGAUGACAGUUUGGACAUAAAAGACGAUCAUAACCACAACUAUUGUGCGUGUAGCAGCAGCAGUAAAGUCCGCACGUAUCUAAACAGUCAUCCGUCUGAUGUAACCACGGUCCCGCAGCCCAUCUCUCAACCGGUGCCGGGAGGAGAACCGGGGGCUCGACAAGGAAAGCUGCGGUCCAGCAGCACUGGAGGGUCAAGGUUCAGGGCCUCGGAUUCUAGCAGCGAGAGCAGCGAAGUCAGUGAGACUGACUGCACGGCUCCGCCAACCACCGAGGGAAAAUUCACCCUCGAUUCUGCUUCCAAGUUCCUCCUGAAUGCAAUGGCAGAAGAAGACUACAGAAAAAACCAUUGGCCAAAUCUGGAGAAGGCCAUUGACCGUCUGCUAAUUCAGAAUCCCACAGACCACAUCUCUGUUUCUUAUGCACAGAUAUACAGUUAUGUCUACAAAUGUGUUUGUCAGCAGCACUCUGAGCUGCUCUACAAUGAUUUGACAUCAAAAAUAACAAAUCAUCUGCAACAAGUUUCCACCCAUCUACAAGCGAGCCCACCUGAGAACUUCAUUGAGAACUUCAACAUUGCAUUGACACAAUACACAACUUCUCUUCAAUGUGUAGUUCCUGUGUUUAUGUACCUGAACAAGUUCUACAUUGAGUCAAAGCUGAACAGAGACCUACGAGAGGAUCUGAUGAAGCUCUUUGCUGAUCACAUUGCAGAAAAACAUGUGAAAACACUGAUGCCUCUUCUCAUCAAAGCCCAUUCCAUGCCCUUUCAAGUACAGCCAUCUACAAUGGCCAGUGUGGUUAAAGGCCUCUACAGCCUCCGACCAGAGUGGGCCCAGCUAGCCCCGACUCUCUUCUCUGGCUUUAUUCCCCAAAUCAACCCCCCUGCUGUGGAGUCUUUGCUGUCCGACUACGCCGCCCAUGACCAGAAGCUCCAGAUGGAGCUCUCUAUGAACGGAUUUCCACGUGGUGACCAGUCUCGCAAACGGGCCAGUGACGACUCCUGAUGGCAGAGUUGGCGUGAGCAAAUUUGUUGCAGAACUGUUACUGUGCCUCCGACACAAGUUGGCUCACUGCACUAGGUACAAUGUUAAGAGUGUCGGCUCCAUCGCUCUCGACUCGAGGUCACGAAACACUGUGAACAACAAACAAAACAUGAUGUUGACUUGUUGAGCAGAAGCUUAAUCUCACUGCACUAAAAUAAAAGAAAAAGGAAAAAGCACACAGACUUCCAUUAUGGUGCUUUCCUCUGUGAUUAUGAUGGACCCAGCUUCAGAUCAUGUGGGAUGCUACUGCGUGUUCUCCUCAUUUGAAGAGUGCCUUCACGUAGGCGGUUUGAUCGGAUACCCUGACGAGGGAGACACUGAUUUCAUUCCUAACCUUUAAACAACGAAGUGUCUUGUAUGGUUUUGAUAGACUGGGCUUAUCAAGACUUUCUAUUGCUGCUAAUAAUACUGUCCAAUAUUAACAAUUGCUACUACAAAUCCCCACUGUGUGAAUAACCUAGUGGCUACAGUCAACACAGAUGAAAUGAAAACCAAGUCACUGACCUCAACUAUUUGAUUUGAUUUGAUUUAUUCAUUCAAGCAUGUAAUUUCACAUAUGAGAACUAUGAUUCUCUUCUUCAUGUUGCCUUUACUGUGUUGGUAGACGUGCAGUUAUGCCAAAGAGUUUUAGCAGUACUUAUUUUUUCCCUAACUUUAAAUAUUACUUUGUUUAAGCCUGGUGUGCAGGACAUUAUACCGAGUGCCAGAAAGCUUAUGGCAAACACAGGCUAGUGAGGAUUUCCUAAUUUUGCUUCUGUUUGUUUGACAGCAUAUCUAAAACCUCACUUAGCGGUAUAUAUUGAACUUGUUGCUCCAGUGAUUUAAUAAAACAAAUUAUAUACAAAUAAUGUUUUAGCCCAAGUAUGGCAGACUUGCAUUAAAUGCUCCUAACAUGUAUAUCAAACUUUGUUUUUUUUUUUUGUUUGUUUGUUUGUUUGUUUUUGCGUAGGAAUCAGUGUAAAUUAGCUUUUUUGGUGAUGCUUUCUUGUUAAAUCAACUUGAAUUGAAGCAUUUGAUACCAGAUCUUACACUGUUUUAAGUGUAAAUUGAUGCUCAGGCUUGCUUUUUGUUUCUAUCUGUUGGUCUUGGAAAUGCUUCUCAUCAUCUUUCUA